Molecule: messenger RNA, 2199 nt
Organism: Salvelinus fontinalis (brook trout)
Lineage: Eukaryota; Metazoa; Chordata; Actinopteri; Salmoniformes; Salmonidae
Product: forkhead box protein H1-like
Biological process (GO): regulation of DNA-templated transcription
Molecular function (GO): DNA-binding transcription factor activity; sequence-specific DNA binding
Source: RefSeq, a predicted model, not a curated record
AGUGCAGCCCCCUGGAUGAUCAGCAUGACAAAGCACUGGGGGGGUCAAAGCCUGCUGGCACCACCCGCUCUCUACCUGCGCUCUCCUAGCCUGGGAGGCCACCACGACCAUCAACUUGACUUAGAGAUCCAUCCUCUGAUUGCCACAGCGCGGAGCUCUGCAGCCCAACACGGGCCUUCCUACUCGACUCAGGUGCCAGUCCAACAGCCUCCACGGCUGGAAAAGCUUGCCCCUGCCCAGUCCAGCUGGGCCACAGCGCCCAUGGAUAAAGCGAUGCUGCCAAACCACCACGGACCGCCCGGAUCAUCCCACCAGCCGUCGCCCGAGCUCAACAAAGAUGGGCCGAUCAAGGAGGAAUCUUGGGACCAGAAGAAAAAUGCCAACGGUGGAAAGAAAAAAAACUAUCAGCGCUACCCCAAACCACCCUACUCCUACCUCGCAAUGAUUGCCAUGGUCAUCCAAAAUUCUCCAGAGAAGAAGCUUACGUUGUCUGAGAUUCUAAAGGAGAUCAGUACACUUUUCCCUUUUUUCAAAGGGAACUACAAAGGCUGGCGGGACUCAGUGCGACACAACCUCUCUUCCUAUGACUGCUUUGUUAAGGUACUGAAGGAUCCUGGGAAGCCACAGGGGAAGGGGAACUUCUGGGCCGUGGAAGUGAGCCGGGUGCCUCUGGAGCUCCUCAAGAGGCAGAACACUGCUGUGUCACGCCAGGAUGAGACCAUCUUCGCCCAGGAUCUUGCUCCUUACAUCCUGCAUGGGCACCAACAUAAGCUAGAUGCGGAGCCCCUGGCCCUCCCACCACCAGUCAUUGUUCUACCCCGAGGACCCAUCACAACCCCCCCUCCCGGCCCCUCUUUCACUGCUCUAUCCCCCAUACCCACCAGACAACUCUCCCUCUCUCAGGAGGAGCUGUACCGGCCCAAGCUGGACUCGUCCUUUGCCAUUGACUCCCUCCUCCACAGCCUGAGGCCGGCCAGCGAAGCAGGAGAACCCGACAGGGGCAGGGACUGCUGGGGGGUCGAGCCCCACACUCGUCCCUCCCCUCCUCCAUGCGCUCGCUACUCCUCCUCCGCCCGCAGCGCCUCAGCGAGCUCCGUCAGCCCCGCCUCGUCAUCCGAUGAGGACUGGAGGGGCGUGUCGCAAGGCGGGAAGCAGGUGCCCGAGGGCGAGGCAGGAUCAGAUGGGUACGAGGACUGCAGGCCCCCUCCACACAAGACUGCCCGCCGAGGCUGCCCCCCUCCCUGGGAGCUUCCCACCUCAUAUGCCAAGUACACACCGCCCAAUGCUGUGGCCCCGCCCAGCAUGCGUUUUAACGGAGGCCCUCUGAUGCCUCUGGGGAUGCCUCUGUAUGGUUACGGAGGGUCUCCUGUCACAUCCAGCCAUUUUGUAGGUCAUGCCUACUGGCCCCUCUUAGCCAGCGGGCGCCCUCCCCUCAUAAUGGACCUGGACACUAUGCUCCAGUCAGUACCGCCCAAUAAGAGUGUGUUUGAUGUGCUGGGUCCACCCAAUCAGUCGUCUCACCAGCCGGCUGGUCAGUAUGCCUUGCAGAGUGGACCCCCUCUCAGACGGUAUCCCCAUUAUUGACUAUGACUCAAAUCAAACCAGUACCAAACAUAUUGUAAGUGCAAUGCAGGGAUAAGAAUGACCUAUUCGUACAAACUUAACUCUGUGUCCACAUUUAUUCAAUGUUUACGGAAGACCAAAUUGUAAAUUCAAAUGUACAACCACUAAUAUCUCCCUAAAAUAUACAACCACUAAUAUCUCCCUAAAAUAUACAACCACUAAUAUCUACCUCAAAUAUACAACCACUAAUAUCUACCUCAAAUAUACAACCACUAAUAUCUACCUCAAAUGUAUAACCACUAAUAUACAACCACUCAUAUCUACCUCAAAUAUACAACCACUAAUAUCUACCUCAUUCUUAUGAAAUCAGUUAUCUACCUCAUUCUUAUGAAAUCAGUUAAUACGGGGAUGUUGCACUGCCUGAGUUUGCACGAUUGUAUUGUCAAUGUGAUUCAUUUUUCCUUUUAAGAAAUCUCUCUAAAAUGUUGCCUACCUCGACUAUUGAAUGUGUUUUUUCAGUGGAUUUUCAGAGGGAAAGUAUUUUCUUCCCUUUUGUUUUUAUGGUUGUCUUUUGAAAAGCUUGUACAGUAUUUUAAGAUGUAAAACUGCACAUGAAGCCAGUAUUGAAAAGUCAGC